CAAUCAGGUAAUUCGUCGACUCGUCCAAUCAGAACGCUUUGGGAUUCUUCCAAUCAGAUGACGCCUUUGUUUGCUGCUCGCGCUUGUAACUCCACUCGAUAGAAAUUCCCGAAAAAAGAGUUGAGGAAAAUAAAACUGGUCACAAAUACGAGACAGGGUGUGUGAGCGAGAGAGAAGCCCGGCUGCGCCGUGAGCAGCAAUGGGUGAGCUUGAGGGCACAUACCGGGCCCUACAGACUCCGGGCACGCGCUUGGGCUCUCAGUUCAACCCCGGAAUCAGCACGCUGGAACCUGGUCAGAGCCUGAACUCGUCUGGGACGGGAGGCAAAGGCAAGUCUCUGCAGAUUCGUGUUCAGGGCCUGGACGAUGCUCAGGAGUUCUACGACGUUGAGGCUAAAGCAGAUGGACAGACCCUUCUCAAUGAUGUGUAUCGCAGGAUAAAUCUCAUCGAGAGCGAUUACUUUGGUCUGGAGUUCCAGAAUGUACAGAUGAACUGGGUUUGGUUGGAGCCCACCAAGCUCAUAGUGAAACAAGUGAGACGACCAAUGAACACACUCUUUCGGUUGUCGGUGAAGUUCUUCCCGCCCGAUCCUGGCCAGCUUCAGGAGGAAUUCACAAGGUACCUGUUUUCCCUGCAAAUGAAGCGGGAUCUGAUUGAAGGAAUACUGAACUGCACAGAAAACACUGCAGCUCUACUGGCCUCUCACCUUGUCCAAUCUGAGAUUGGAGAUUAUGAUGAUGUUGCAGACAGGGAGUAUCUGAAGCUCACUAAGCUGCUACCACAUCAGGAGGAAUUGCAGGAGAAGAUCAUGGAGUUCCAUCGCAGACAUGUGGGUCAGACGCCGGCCGAGUCUGAUUUCCAAGUGCUGGAAAUUGCCCGUAAGUUGGAGAUGUACGGUGUGCGUUUCCACCCUGCAGCCGAUCGUGAAGGCACCAAGAUCAACCUAUCAGUGGCCCACAUGGGUCUGCAGGUCUUCCAGGGUAACACCAAGAUCAACACAUUCAACUGGUCCAAGAUUCGCAAACUGAGCUUCAAAAGGAAGAGAUUUCUUAUCAAGCUGCACCCAGAGGUCCAUGGUCCUCAUCAGGACACGUUGGAAUUCCUGAUGGCUAGUCGUGAUCAGUGCAAGAUCUUCUGGAAGAGCUGUGUGGAGCAUCACGCCUUCUUCCGCCUUUUUGAUCAACCACAACCCAAAGCCAAAGCAGUUCUGUUUAGCAGGGGAUCUUCCUUCAGAUACAGUGGGCGUACUCAGAAGCAGCUGGUGCAAUAUGUUAGGGAUAGUGGUGUGAAAAGAACACCCUACCAGAGGAGGAACAGCAGUAAGAUCCGGAUGUCAACUCGCUCCUUAGCCACUGAUUUUCCUAAGCAGAGCCUGUUCUUCAAUGACAGCCAUAAGAUAUGCAGUUCUCCCCCAUCUGCCACUGUUUCCUUCCACUCUCUGCACUCUUCCAUCUCUCCUGUAAGGAUGGAUAACAAUAGCAAGCCUCAAAUCCAGCAGAUCCAGCACAUCCCAUCUCUUCAGCAGCCUGUGAGACCACCUAGCCCUGUGAAGGAGGAGCCUGCAAAGAUCCACCCUCCAUCUAACUCAGCCUUCCCAGGUCCCAUAAUGGACAGCCCCCAACUGUCUCCCUUUGGGUCCAAGUGUCCUCUGAGUAUGUCCACGUCCUUCCAGAUGUCCACACUCAGCCUGCCGAGUCAGGCACCCUCAAGUCCUGUUCUCAACGAGGGAGGCAGCGCCAGGCUGGAGGAGGAAGAGGAGCUUAGGAGGAAGAGAUAUCCCACUGAUAAAGCUUACUUUAUUGCCAAAGAGAUUCUGAUGACCGAGAGGACGUACCUGAAGGACCUGGAGGUUAUCACAGUGUGGUUCCGCAGUGCAGUGAUUAAAGAGAAUGCCAUGCCUGAAGGCCUGAUGACUCUCCUUUUCUCCAACAUUGACCCCAUCUACGAGUUCCAUCGAGGCUUUCUCAAAGAAAUUGACCAGAGGCUGGCUCUCUGGGAGGGUCGCUCUAAUGCUCAUGUGAAGGGAGAUUACCAGAGGAUUGGUGAUGUCAUGCUGAGGAACAUGUGUGCCCUGAAGGAGUUCACCAGCUACUUGCAGAAGCACGACGAGGUACUGACCGAGCUGGAGAAGGCAACGAAGCGUGUAAAGAAGCUGGAAACGGUGUAUAAAGAGUUUGAACUGCAGAAGGUGUGUUAUCUGCCCCUCAACACCUUCCUCCUCAAGCCCAUCCAGAGGCUCAUGCACUACAAACUGAUCCUUGAACGCCUGUGCAAACACUACUCCCCCGAGCACAGGGACCACCACGACUGCAAAGAGGCCCUAAAGGAGGUGGCAGAGAUAACAGCUCAGCUGCAGAGUAGCCUCAUUCGACUGGAGAACUUCCAGAAACUGACAGAACUGCAGCGAGACCUGAUCGGCAUUGAGAACCUCACUGCUCCUGGCAGGGAGUUCAUAAGGGAAGGCUGUCUUUACAAGCUUACAAAGAAAGGCCUGCAGCAAAGGAUGUUCUUCCUGUUUUCAGACAUGCUCCUUUACACAAGCAAAGGCGUAACAGCAACAAACCAAUUUAAAGUUCAUGGCCAGCUUCCCCUCCAUGGCAUGCUUGUGGAGGAGAAUGAAAAUGAGUGGUCGGUUCCUCACUGUUUCACCAUCUACUCAGCCCAGAGGACCAUCGUGGUGGCGGCCAGCUCUAAAGUAGAGAUGACUAAGUGGAUCGAGGACCUAAACAUGGCGAUUGAUAUUGCGAAGAAGUCACAGGAGAAAUCAGAUAUAUUUCUCGACCCAAGUCUGUGUGAUCGCUCCAACAGGUCAUCUGAUGAGGUGUCGUUGGAGCAGGAGUCUGAGGACGAUGUGAACUCAUCCCGCUGCUCUCUGGACAAACAGAGUCACCAUCGUGCCAACACCACCAUGCAUGUGUGCUGGCACCGCAACACCAGUGUCUCCAUGUCUGACCACAGCCUAGCCGUGGAGAACCAGCUGUCUGGCUACCUGCUGAGGAAGUUUAAGAACAGUAACGGCUGGCAGAAAUUGUGGGUGGUCUUCACCAACUUCUGUUUGUUCUUCUACAAGACACACCAGGAUGACUUUCCUCUGGCUAGCCUGCCUCUGCUGGGUUACACGGUCAGCACACCCGGGGAAUCAGACAGCAUUCAUAAAGAAUAUGUCUUUAAGCUGCAGUUCAAGUCCCAUGUUUAUUUCUUCAGGGCUGAAAGCGAAUAUACCUUUGAAAGAUGGAUGGAGGUGAUAAAAAGUGCAGCGAGUGCUGUUGGCAGAGUGAGUCUGCUCAUCCCUAAAGGCCCAGAAGAGAUGAAUGGGAACUGAAGCUUGAAAGUGAGGCUGGUUGUCCUCCUGGAGCUCAGGGCUGGGCCCUGCAGACUGCCAUGAGUCUACACUAUUAUUUUAUUUAAUCCUCUUUGUCUCAUUGCUCAUAAUGCCAUUAUCUUCAACCUUUCUUCUGAAUGGAAACGGAAGAAGUCGGGGGGCCGUCUAAUAACUGGUUACUUUUUUUUUUUUUUUUUUCAUCUUUGACAUGUGGGCUACGACCCCUUCAUUUUAAAGUCAUGCCAAGUUCAGUUUUCCAGAAGAGUAAUCUAACCAUAAAUGGCCUAUUAUGUUCUAUUUUGGUUCAUGUGGUCUUGCUACAAUUUCAGCGGUCACAUUGCUAAAAUUGCCAGUUCUUCAUCUCAAAACUAGGAGCUUGUCCCAAACGGUUUUGUCUCAAGCCCAUUAGGACAUCCUGAAUGAGUUUCAAUGUCAUUAAAAGCUCAUUUUGUGUAAUCUUGAUCUCAACCUUUCAUAUUUACGGGAGCACAGUAACAGAAUGUUGCCGAACGGAGUAAUGGACUGAAUCAGGUCUGAAUGGUAGAGUAAGUGAAAAGAUGGAAGAAAGAAGUCUACAGAGCCACAACGGCAUGGACCAGAGGAUAUGGCAGCACUCAGGAGAUGAUCUGGUUUGGAGAACGGUCGUCAUCCUCUGUAAACUGGUGUAAAAGGACAAGGCAUGGUGUUGAAUUAAUGGCAUUGGAAUUAAGAUGAGUGACAGAAUAAUAGGUGAUCUGGUGUGGACACAAGUGAGUAAAGUCCGUUGUUUGUGUGUGUGUGUGCGCUCCUGCUCAGUUCCACAGUCAUCACUGUAAGACUUUAGCGACCUUAUUGUUUCUUAUCCUUUAAUAAAAUGUCUGGUAAUUAAUAGUUA
This is a messenger RNA of Tachysurus fulvidraco (yellow catfish), 4196 nucleotides long. RefSeq names its product FERM, RhoGEF and pleckstrin domain protein 2 (gene farp2). Gene Ontology annotation, molecular function: cytoskeletal protein binding; guanyl-nucleotide exchange factor activity. Lineage: Eukaryota; Metazoa; Chordata; Actinopteri; Siluriformes; Bagridae. The record is from RefSeq and is a predicted model, not a curated record. Bases 200 to 3322 code for a protein of 1040 amino acids. The transcript is spliced from 27 exons. Gene Ontology annotation, cellular component: cytoskeleton.